This is a messenger RNA of Amphimedon queenslandica, 1467 nucleotides long. Its product is annotated as TNF receptor-associated factor 5-like. The coding region runs from base 1 to 1236 and encodes 411 amino acids. Gene Ontology annotation, molecular function: protein binding; zinc ion binding. The record is from RefSeq and is a predicted model, not a curated record. NCBI's taxonomy places the organism in Eukaryota, Metazoa, Porifera, Demospongiae, Haplosclerida, Niphatidae. Gene Ontology annotation, biological process: regulation of apoptotic process; signal transduction. The transcript has a single exon.
AUGGCUACUAGUAGUAGGUGGACAUAUGGUGGCUAUAGCUAUAACUUUGUUGAUAGUGACCCUCCUGAUGAGUAUCUAUGCCACAUCUGUACACUGGUAGCACGGGAUCCUCAACAAGUUACCUGCUGCUACAAUAUAUACUGUAAGAGCUGUCUGGAUACACUAAAAGAGAAGGGCCAAGGGUUUAUCUGCCCAACUUGUCGUAGCUCACUAGAAGGAAAGUACUUUAAAGAUGGAAGAGUAGAAAGGGGAAUAAAGUCACUUAAGGUUUAUUGUACUAACACUGAUAGUGGGUGCCGAUGGAUGGGGACUAUUAAGGAUAUUGAUACUCAUCUUAAUAGUUGUAUUUAUCAACUGGUACAUUGUACUAAUGAGUGUGGGGUGAAAAUUAAGAGAAGUAAAUUGGAGACACAUCUGACAGACAAAUGUCCUAAACGAUUAGUCAACUGUAGGUAUUGCAAACAAGAAGGCACAUACCAAGUGAUAACAAGCAUAAGCCAUUUAAAGGAGUGUCCAGACCUCCCGUACCAAUGCAGUAAUGAAGGUUGCCAUGAGAAGAUACCACGACAUUCACUAGGAUCACACAAUGAGACCUGCCCUAAAGCUAUCAUACCAUGUGAAUACAAUACUGUUGGAUGUAAUAAGAAAAUGAAGAGAGAAGAACAAGAGAAGCACAAUGAAGAGUCAAUGAAACAACAUCUUGAUAUAGCAAUGAAGAAGAUUGAUGCUAUGCAGCAUUCAAGUAAUCAACAAGUCUUUAAACUACAUGGCUACAAAGACAAGAAAGAAGAAGAUAAGAAAUGGUACAGCCCAGGCUUCUACACAUCACCAGGAGGAUAUAAGAUGUCACUACGUGUUGAUCCUAAUGGUAAUGGCAAAGGUAAAGGUACACAUGUCUCUUGCUUCAUGUGUCUUGAGGCAGGAGAAUAUGAUGAUACAUUGGAGUGGCCAUUUCAAGGAGAAGUUACUAUAGAACUACUGAAUCAACUGGAGGAUAAGAAUCAUAAAAAGGAAAAUGUAUCAUUUGAUGAAUCAACACCAGGUCAAGGUAAGGAAAGAGUGAAUGAAGGUAGAAACACAGUAGGAAUGGGUCAUCAGAAAUUUAUACCACAUGAAGCCUGGGAGUUUGAGUAUAAUCCAUUCACUAAUUGUCAGUAUCUUAAAGAUGAUAGUCUGUACUUCAGAGUCAGUGUAAAGGCUACAUCAAAGACAAAGCCAUGGCUAGCAUUAACAUAAAUAUACUACACCCUUAUGUGCUCUUUUCAUUAUGUAUAGUUUUCUCUUGAGGGAAGGUGACAUAUUUUUUCAAGAUGUACUUGCACAAUAGUAAUGUUUGUAUGCUUGUAUGACAGUGACAAUACUCUUUUAUAUUAUCUUAUAUAGUACACAUGUAUACACUCUCAGUCUCUUUCUUAUCCUCAUUAUAAUUAUAAUUGGCAUUAUGUAUACACUACACCAUAACUCUUA